Topomyia yanbarensis is the source of this 929-nucleotide messenger RNA. RefSeq lists its product as uncharacterized. Gene Ontology annotation, molecular function: nucleic acid binding. Gene Ontology annotation, biological process: DNA integration. The record is from RefSeq and is a predicted model, not a curated record. The transcript has 2 exons. Lineage: Eukaryota; Metazoa; Arthropoda; Insecta; Diptera; Culicidae. The coding region runs from base 90 to 821 and encodes 243 amino acids.
AUGGCCCACCAUUUGCAAGCGAAGAGUUCUCUAAAUAUUGCACAUCAAAAAAUAUUCGAUUGGUGCGAACCAUCCCAUACUGGCCUCAAAUGAACGGGCUGGUAGAGCGCCAGAAUCAAGGGAUACUCAGAGCACUGCGUAUAGCGAAAGCCACGAACUCAGACUGGAGGAAGGCUGUGAAAAACUAUGUCCACAUGUAUAACACAUCCCCGAAUUCGAUGACCGGAAAAGCGCCUAUGGAAUUGAUGACAGGUCGCCCGGUGAAAGAUCUUUUGCCCUCGCUGAGGACCGACCCAAGCUGGCGUUGUGAAGACGGAGUUCGAGAAAGCGAUGCAAUCAAGAAAUUGAAAGGCAAAAUUGAUGCUGAUCAACGUCGACACGCAGUAGCUUCGGAUAUAAAAGUAGGAGAUAUUGUUCUUCUUCGAAAUUACGAUUCGGGAAAACUGGAACCUAAAUUUACAUUGAAAAGGUUCACAGUUGUGGAAAGAAAAGGAAACGACACCAUCGUUGUGAACGAAGAAGGCUUAUCCCUCCGUCGAUGUGUUACACACUUGAAAAAGUUGCCAUUACAAGGCGAACCCAAGGAGGCACUAACCACUGACAACCCGUUAGAACCAACUUCGACACCAACACUGUCUAAUUCUAAUACACCUUUACAAUCCCCUACAGGUACAAACCAUCAUCAGAAGGAUCUGUCAGCUGAUAGCACACCACUCAAGCUCCAUGAAUAUAAGCGCAAGUCCUCCAUCGAUAAGCAAGAAGAGUCUGUGAAACGACCCGCUCGCAUACGGAAGAUACCACGUCGAUACGUAGAACAUUGAUCAACCUGAGACUCACAUGUAAUUUUUUUUGUAUCCUUCCUUUUAAACAUCAGUUCCUUAUCUCGGAGUAGGACAGGGAUGUAGAGAAGUACGGGAGAGGUAUUUGAA